Carica papaya (papaya) is the source of this 1459-nucleotide messenger RNA. Lineage: Eukaryota; Viridiplantae; Streptophyta; Magnoliopsida; Brassicales; Caricaceae. The record is from RefSeq and is a predicted model, not a curated record.
UUCAGAUUAAAGGCAUUUGGAUCCAAAACUUAGUAUCUAAUUGCUUGAAGUCCGAAAUCAAAAUGAUCCUUGUUCACUUCUCUAUCGUUAUCUCCACUAAUUCAUUUGUUAUUUCUAUCGAGGAUAAAUGGUUCCGUAUUUUUGGUUCCAUUAUCUUGGGGCACUCACUCGAUAGUCUUGAUGAUUUUGGCUCCGCUGUAGAUAUUCUUAUUGAUCUGUAAAUUUUUGUACAUGGGCAGCGUCCCUUUGGCGCCAUCAUAUCAAUAGAUCUCACUCUUUUAUUUCAAAGAAAAAGUUAAUAAUAAAAUUGGUGAUUACAGAUAAGACUGCAAUAUCAAUUCAUAACCGCGACCAAUAAAUCAAUGUAUAACUUGAUUAAUCCUAAUCAAAGAGUAAUCUUGAUAUAGCUAACCAAACAAUAUAAUAGGUCCAUGCUAUUAGUAGUUAAAAGCUUUAAUUUUCAGAAUGACAUUGGACGCCUCCUAUAUGGAUCAAUCUUAUGGAUAUCGAAAUGUUAUAGUUGAGACUGUUUCAUAAGUCUAGAAUUCAUCUGUCCCAGGCAUUUUGGCAGGUGAUAAUUCUGAUAUUUAAAGUUCUCUGUCCCUAGACUAAUGUUCAUGGUUUGUCUCCCAUCCUUGUCAAAUGCCUCUCUCAGGUACACAAGUUUCAUCCAACCAGUGACAGCUUCAAAACUAUAUAAUGAUGUUAAGUCGCAUAAAGAUCUUGUCCAUUUUGAAACUGCGUAUGUUGUCAAACUGCACAGUGUUGCAAGACUUGCUCCUUCUCAACCUGUAUUCACAUUUACUCAUCCAGACUACUCAAGUAAGAAAAGCAACCAGCGUUACAAAAAGCUGCUAUUUGAGAUUCCUAAUGAUACUGGGUCAGUCUUGGUGCAUGGAUUUGCUGGCUAUUUUGAUGCUGUACUCUAUAAAGAUGUACAUCUUGGCAUUGAACCCUCUACGGCAACACCAAACAUGUUCAGCUGGUUUGCAAUAUUUUUUCCACUAAGAAAGCCAAUAUAUGCACAACCUGGCUCUCUUCUAGAAGUACAUUUUUGGCGUUGUUCUGGUUCUACCAAGGUUUGGUACGAAUGGUGUGUAACCUCUCCCUUCCAGUCUCCUAUCCACAACAGCAACGGUCGUUCAUAUUGGGUCGGCCUUUAGGGUUUAUCAAAAUUGUCGAUGUAUUUGUUGUAAGGAAAAAAGUGGCUGUGAUAUAAGCACAAGAUCAAGGGAUCAAGUCCUUGAAAUAGAGCUCUCUCAUUUGAUUGAACAAUGGGAUUUUGUCUAUAGAGUAUUAUCAUUUAGAAAUCGAAGCAAGAGGAAAAGCCUCAUAGAUUUUUGGAUUAGAUUUGUACUCCUAGAUGGUUUUAUUCUUUCUGGAACAAAAUUAACUCUCAAAAUUGUAGAAUCUCGACGAAGAACAUAAAUCAUGUUUUCGAUUUUUGCUUACAUCUACA